Molecule: messenger RNA, 3891 nt
Organism: Sebastes umbrosus (honeycomb rockfish)
Lineage: Eukaryota; Metazoa; Chordata; Actinopteri; Perciformes; Sebastidae
Gene: ppef1
Product: protein phosphatase, EF-hand calcium binding domain 1
Exons: 19
Coding region: 504-2822 (772 amino acids)
Biological process (GO): detection of stimulus involved in sensory perception
Cellular component (GO): nucleus; cytosol
Molecular function (GO): protein serine/threonine phosphatase activity; calcium ion binding; iron ion binding
Source: RefSeq, a predicted model, not a curated record
UCUCUCUCUGCUCAGGUAGACAUUACUCCUCUUUAUCUGAACAUAGACAAUAGUUGUUUGCUGCUCUGAAGACCGAAUAACCUUUAAAUAAUAAUCACAAUGCCACUAUAACUUCAUGGGGCACAGGAGUGAUUUGCAGGAGUGAAAUGAGUCACGGUGUAAAUUACCUGGGGGAUAUUUCAGGCUAUUUUAAGGAUGAACAGUGGAGAAGGUGGAACAGCUGGUCCUCUCUUGUGCUUUAAAUCCACCUUUAAAUCCUCCUCCUCUGUGCUCUCGUCUCCUCCUCCAGCAGCAGCAGCAGCUCCAGCAGCCUCCACCGCCUCUCUGCAAACUAAGCGUACCUUUUUAAACACAAACCUUCUCUUAAACGUCAUUUAGAGGACAACAUUGUGUCUGCAGUUUCAAUACAAGUUUUUUUUUUUUUGCAUCACAUGGAUUGUGUGUCCCAUUGAUGAUUUCCGGAUCGCAGGGAUACCAGCUGCAGGUCUCAUGGCAGCAGUUACAUGCCACCUUUCAGAUGUGUCCCAGCUUUGGAAAAACUGACUGAUGUGACCCCCGGGACCUCCUCUUUGCUCAUCAUCAUGGGAUGUGGCACCUCCGUUGCUACGGAGACACAAGGGAAAAGAGUGGAGACAGAUGACACAGUUAAGACUCCCAGCCCAGCUCUGACUAUGAAGGCAGCAGUUUUGAUCCAGCGGUGGUACCGGCGCUACAUGGCCCGUCUGGAGAUGAGGCGCAGGUACACCUGGAACAUCUUUCAGUCCAUUGAGUAUGCUGGGGAACAGGACCAGCUACAGCUCUCCAGUUUCUUCAGUUUCAUGCUCGACAACUUCACUCAGCUGAAUGGAAAUGGACCAGACUUGAUCUCCCAGCUGUUGGACCCGGUGGUGGACCCCUGGUUAGACAAAGAGACCUGCUACAACUUGAUCCCCGUUCCAGAGUCGUACGCCGGACCCAGACUCUCGUUUCCUCUCUCCGUCUCUGAUACCAAUGCUCUCCUCGGUGCAUUCAAAGAGCAGCAGACUCUACAUGCCAGAUAUGUUCUGCAGCUGCUGUACAAGACCAAGAAGCUCCUCAAACAGAUGCCCAACAUCAGCCACUUGUCGACAUCCUACACCAAUGAGAUCACUAUAUGUGGUGAUCUGCACGGGCGUCUUGAUGACUUACUUCUCAUAUUUUAUAAGAAUGGCCUUCCCUCUGCGGAGACGCCAUACGUGUUCAACGGAGACUUUGUGGACCGUGGGAAAAAGUCAGUGGAAGUGGUUAUCCUCCUGUUCGCCUACAUGCUGCUUUACCCCGACUACAUGCACCUGAACCGAGGGAACCAUGAAGACCACAUAAUGAACCUCAGAUAUGGGUUCACAAAAGAAGUCAUGCAGAAGUACAAGACUCACGGCCGUGAGAUCCUUCAGCUGUUUCAGGACGUUUUCAGCCUUCUGCCCGUGGCGACGGUGAUUGACGGAAAGAUCCUGAUCGUUCACGGAGGGAUAUCAGACCAGACCGACCUGGACUUCCUCAGCUCCAUAGAGAGGCACAGGGUGAAAUCUGCCCUGAGGUUUCCCAGACGUAGUUUGGAGCAGCUGGACAUCGGUCAGUCCUGCAGACAGAUGAAAAGAAUGAGAUCUACCGCCAGCUCUCGUCCCGGCAGCAGUCGCAGCCACAGCAAGAACCAAAGAACCCCCAACCAGAGAAAGAGGCAAUGCCGUCAAGACAGCGCCGUCUCCACUUCUUCCUCCUCCUCAUCAUCGUCCUCGUCCUCCUCUUCACUCUGCUCUCCUCGAACUCCAUCGUGCCUAUCGCCUCGUCCGUGCCCGUCUUUUCCCAACAUGCCUUACACUAUCAACGGCCUCCAAGUGCCUUUCCUGGACUCUCUGUCCUCUGUCCCCCCUCCUUCACCUCCACAACAUGAUCGGGAAUGGAAACAGAUAGUGGACAUAUUGUGGAGUGACCCUAAACCCCAAGAGGGCUGCAGUCCCAACACAUUCAGAGGAGGAGGCUGCUACUUCGGCCCUGACGUCACCCAGAGACUUCUGCUCCAGCACGGACUCCAGCUACUCAUCAGAUCCCAUGAGUGCAAACAGGAGGGAUAUGAGCUCUGUCACGGUGGACAGGUGAUCACCAUUUUCUCAGCGUCAAACUAUUACGAGGAGGGAAGCAACCGCGGUGCCUACAUCAAAGUGGGCCGAGAACUGGUUCCCCGCUUCUACCAGUACCAAGUCAGCCGCACAACACGCAAACUCACCCUGACACAGAGAGUCCGAGCUGCUGAAGGCUCCGCUCUCAAGGCCCUGAAGGAGAAGCUGUUCUCCCAUCGCUCUGAGCUGCUGUCGGGCCUCCAGCAGUACGACCAGAAUAACACCGGUAAUGUGUCAGUCAGUGAAUGGGCUCAGGUGUUGGAGUCUGUGCUGAGACUGGAUCUGCCCUGGAGGACUCUUCGUCCACACUUAGCCCGCCUGGCACCAGAUGGCAGUGUGGACUAUCAGUCCUGCUUCGAGGAUAUGGAGCCAGGGAUUCCUCUGCCUCAGGUAAGAGAGGUGACUCCAAACUUGGCUGAAACUCUGUUCAGAUACAGGACAGACAUUGAGAUAAUAUUCAACAUUAUAGACAAAGACCACUCAGGCCUGAUCUCCAUCGAGGAGUUUCGUCACACCUGGCGUCUCUUCAGCGCCCACCUGGGGGUCGACAUCGACGACAGAGCCAUCGACGAUCUGGCCCGAAGUAUCGACUUCAACAAAGACGGCAGUAUAGACUUCACUGAGUUCCUGGAGGCCUUCAGGGUGGUGCACAAACUAGACAACAAGGAUCAGCACAAGUAUUCGUGAAUGGGAGAAUCUGAAUAUGACAGCGUGGAAGUCCUGCAGGAUCAGCAGUAUGCAAGGAAAGUAGGGAAGAAAUAAUUUAGUAUUAAGUUGUUGAAGGAAAAAUAACCCUCUGAACACUAAAACGUAACAGCGAUAAGUGUUUUUAGCCACUGAAGCGGUGGAUCUACGGAUGGCAUUGUCAGUCUGUAGGUUGCUUCCAUCCACCGCUUUGGUUUCAAAGUGAAAUAUUUCAACCAAUAUUUGAUAGAUUGCCUUGAAACUUUGUACAGACAUUCAUGUUCUCCUGAGGAUAAAAGACCUAAGACUUUGGUGAUCCACUGACUUUUCAUCUAGAACCACCAGCAGGCCAAAGAUUUCAAUACAUUGAGAUAUCUCAACAUCAACCAGAUGGAUUGGCAUCAGUUUUAAUACUGACAAUCGUGGUUCCCUGGUGAUGGAUCCUAAUGACUUUUGUGAUUCACUGUCUUGCCAUCUAGUGCCACCAGCAGGCUGACAGUUUUGAGCGUUUCGGCGUGAAAUGGCUCGACAAACGUUGGUUGGAUUGUCGUGAAAUUUGGCAGCAUUUAGAAGGAUAAUGGUAAAUGGCUGCAUUUAUAUAGCGCUUAUAUCCAAAGAGCUUUACAAUUUGCCUCUCAUUCACCCAUUCACACACUCACACACACACUGAUGGCAGCGAGCUACCGUGCAAGGUGCGGACCUGACUUUCGGAGCAAUUUAGGGUUCAAUGAUACUGUAAAGUCACUAAGAACCCACACAAACUUCGACCUAGUAAAAAAAAGAUGCUAGAAAAGGUCUGAAGCAGGUUCUGAGGCGACAUAUAAUAGGUACAGUUUGAUUUAGAUGUCACUUCUGACAGCAGUUGCAGACUUGUGAGAAACAUUAUAGUGUAUAACCGAUAUACAACAGGAGUACCAGCGUGAGGCCACAUACUGUAGUAUUACAUCAUAUAUUGAUGCCUGAAGGUUUCAGCAUUAGAGACAACAGAAACACGCUGCUACUAAUAUUAGUUUCAGCCAGUGUGUGUUCAGCUGUUUACCAAAAAUAAAUAAAAUGGCUUUUUUUAAACUAA